UGGUUAUAUUUUGCUUAUAUUCAAAGUAAGAUGAUAAGAUGAUAAAAUUAUAAGGUGUUCCGGUACAGGGCAUUCAUCACCAAAGAACAAAGUUUACGAAAUCCCUUCUUGUAAUCGUGCAAACUGCUCGACCCUUUCUAAAUAGCCGCACACCAAUAAUAGCUUUUGUCCAGAUGUGUUUACGUUUGCGUUCCCAAGGAAAUGCCUGGGCGUUACGUGCCUCGACUUUGAUGUGUUUGCGUUUCCCAGGAAAUGCCUAGGUGUUGAUGUGUUUGCGUCUGUGGUUCACAAGAAUUGUCUCGACGCCACUGUGUUUGCGUUUGUGUUACGAAAAAAAAAAAAAAAAAAAAAAAAAAAAAAAAAAAAAAAAAAUCAUAUAUAUUAACUUCGCUUACUUUAUUUCUAAGGCCUCGGUGCUGAUGUGUUUGUGUUUUUUCCGUUUGUGAUCCCCAAGAAGUGUCUCGAUUUUACUAUGUUUGCAUUUACUACCCGAGCACAGCCUCAGCGCCACUUUCCAUGCAUCCGUGUUCCCCAGGAAGCGCCUCGACUCCCGAUAAUACCUCUCCUCUCCUCUCCCCCCCUCCCCCAAGUGCCUCGCAAUGAACCCACGUGCUCCUUGCCCUACCACAACAUCGGCGGCCACUGCCUGCUGAUAGACGACCUCCUGCUGGGUUCAUGGGAGCAGAUGAGCACCUUCUGUGGGGACUUCGGCGGCACCCUCGCUAACUUCUACGACGCCAAUGUCCUUACGGCCGCCAUCGCUUACAUGGACGAGAACGGCCUGAGCGACCGGUGUUUCUGGGUGGGCGCCUCCGACGCUGCCGAGGAAGGCGUGUGGCGCUGGACCGACGGUACUCUGGUAAGGCUGGGGACGCCCUUGUGGGGGGACCUGGCUGACGAGAUGCAGCAGCCGACGGGCGGGGAGGCGGAGAACUGCGGCCUCCUGCUGUUCGACGAUCACCUCUUCCUCCACGACGCCGACUGCAGCGAGCAACACGCGGUCGUCUGCGAACAGGCGGACACACCGGCUUUGCGUUAUGAGCCGACCAAAACAGGCUGCCCUCUCCCCUACCAGUACAUCGGCGGCCGCUGUCUCUUCGUUAACCCCUUCGGCACCAAGAGCUGGGGCGACAUGAACACCUACUGCCACAACAUGGGAGGACACAUGGCCAAGCUGGAUGAUGCCAAUCUGCUUGGUUACGUCUUUGAUUACCUUACCGGCAAUGAAGGCAUGGGCGACGUCUUCUACUGGAUCGGUGCCACGGACGCCGAGACGGAGGGCGUGUGGCUCUGGCACGACGGCACGGAGGUCCAGAUGGGCACCCCUUUCUGGGGGGACGGGGCCAGCGGGUACCAAGCUCCCGACGGAGGCGAGGAGCACGACUGCGCCUUCCUCAAGCCCACGGACCACUUCUUCUUCAACGACUACUUCUGCGAGGGCGACAACACGCACUCGUUCGGGGUCAUCUGCGAGCACUAGUCCCGAGGGGGACCCGACCGCAUUCCCGACGGGGAAUGAGGUGAGAGAGUUCUCUCUCGCGAUUCAGGCAGCCGCAACGGCCCAUGAGGAUUAAAUGCUCUUAUAUAUGCUGUGUUUGCAGAUUUAUGUGCAUACACACAAGUAACACACAUUCGCGCAACCACGAACGUAUACACACAUAUAUACAUAUAUACGUUUAUAUAUAUAUAUAUAUAUAUAUAU
Messenger RNA from Penaeus indicus, 1702 nucleotides. RefSeq names its product sperm receptor for egg jelly-like. The coding region runs from base 473 to 1480 and encodes 335 amino acids. NCBI's taxonomy places the organism in Eukaryota, Metazoa, Arthropoda, Malacostraca, Decapoda, Penaeidae. The transcript has 5 exons. The record is from RefSeq and is a predicted model, not a curated record.